Brassica napus (rape) is the source of this 723-nucleotide messenger RNA. RefSeq lists its product as uncharacterized. The coding region runs from base 1 to 723 and encodes 240 amino acids. The transcript has 2 exons. The record is from RefSeq and is a predicted model, not a curated record. NCBI's taxonomy places the organism in Eukaryota, Viridiplantae, Streptophyta, Magnoliopsida, Brassicales, Brassicaceae.
AUGCCUGAUGAACAAUACCUGAAGCUCCAAGGAAUGUGGAUGUUACUCUUGCGCACCAUUUCGACUGAAGAAGAAGAUGUUGCAUGGUUUAGUCUGAAUGGUGUUCCCAUCCGCUAUUCUAUGAGGGAGCAUGCCCUCAUCUCGGGCUUAGACUGCCAUGAGUAUCCAAGGAAAUAUUUGAAGCUCGGGAGUACGAAGUUUGUGGAUUAUUACUUCGGUGGACUAAAGAAGAUCACCAUAACAGAUGUGGAGCAGAAGCUGUUGUCUAUGAAGACGCCAUGCAAUGAUAGAUUGAAGAUGGCUGUCUUGUUCUUCCUUGGUCGGGUUAUCAGAGGACAGGCAAAGGAUUCCGGACCAGUAGACCCGUUCAUCUUAAGGAUCGUGGAAGAUUUGGAUGUUUGCAGAACAUUUCCAUGGGGUCGUUUGACAUUUGAAGAUGCAAUAAAGAACAUUAAGCAUAUGAUGGAGCUUCUGAAGGGUGAAGUGCACCCGGCAUGCGGCUUUCCUGGAUUCAUAAUUCCAUUAGAGAUUUUGGCUUUUGAGUGUAUUCCUAAGCUGGGGAAAACAUUUCGACUAUCUGCAGACACACCUUCUGAAGAUUGUCCUAGGAUGUGCAAGAGCCGCUUUACAAAGAGUAGCAUGAAGGGCUAUCCUUUGGAAGAUAUAUAUGCUGCACUUGGACACACAAAGGUAUAUGUAUAUAUACUUUGUAGUAAAAACUAG